CUGGUGAUUACUCGACAUCGCGAGAUGAAGUGGCUAAGCGUGUUCCUGGUUUUCGGAAUCCUCGGGCUCAUCGGCAGCCUGGGCACCCUAUCGAUGGCGGAACCCCAUCCGGAACCCAAGGGUCGUCCCCACACCACCCGACGUCCGAGGAACGACAACGACAGCGAUCGACGCUAGCAAUCCGGGCGGAUGGAGGAGAUGGAGGACAAGGUCCAGCGAAGAUGCACCGAUCCGCAGAAGACACAGGAGGCACAUCGACUCUCGGUGAAGGUGAAAUGUUUUGGAGUCGAGAAAAUGCAAUAUGUUGAGGUCCUGCUCAUCUAGCGGGCGGGAUUUCCCCGGUUACACAAUAAAGACGCUUCCGUUUACAACAGA
This is a messenger RNA of Drosophila rhopaloa, 375 nucleotides long. RefSeq lists its product as uncharacterized. The transcript has a single exon. Lineage: Eukaryota; Metazoa; Arthropoda; Insecta; Diptera; Drosophilidae. The coding region runs from base 25 to 177 and encodes 50 amino acids. The record is from RefSeq and is a predicted model, not a curated record.